CCUUUGCACUCUCUUUUUCUUCGCGAGACGGAGAGCCUCUGGCACCCUUUGGCAGAGGGACGCUCGCGUCGCGGCCCUCAUCUCGACGCCUCAAUUCCACCUCUCGUCCAGCAGCCUCCAUAAAACGAAGGGAUCGGCUUGUUUCUGCUACGUCCGCUUCAUUCCUGCCAAACUCGUUAGACUCCUUUUCUCUUCUCUCGUCUUCUACUUCCUACUGUGUUCUUCUGCUCUUUCCCUCUCUUCCGCGUCUUCUCUCCCUCCGUCUUCCUCUCCUCCUCCCUCUUCUUCAUCUCGUUCUUCCUCUCCUUCUUCUGCUCUGUUUGUUUCUUCCUCUUCUUGCCAGUCUCCAUCCGUUUCUCCACCCCGAUCUGCUUCUUUUUCUCUCUCUUCUUCCCUCUGCGCUUCCUCGAAAAUGAGUCGGUCUCGCGGUGACUCUCUCUGUCGCUGUGUGCCUCCAGCUUGCACAAGACCACCGGGAGCAGACCGGAGACAGCUGUGGAGGCGCGUCUCUCCUCCGUCUCUCUCGCCUUUGCUUCCUUCGCGCGCGUUGCUUUCGCUCUUGCUUCUCACCCUUCUUCCCUCCAGUCCAAGGCCUCUCCUCGCCGUCUCCACCGGAGAGACAGGGCCGCUGGAAAUUCGCGGCUUGAGCACACUGGGACCAGAGAGCUCUCUCAGGCCGAAGGCAGAGACGAGUCGAGGCCUCACAGAAGCCGUUGAUCUCCUAGGUGUCUCCAGAGCCGUAAAGGUUGCGGAAGCGAGAGGAGACUGCCCUCAGAAUGACGAGAAAAGAGACUCUACAGCAACGACCCAGCCAGCGAGAGAAGAGAGGCGGAAACUUUCUGCAGAAAAAGAUGGAUGCGACACAGGCACCUGUGACAGGCGCACGGGAGGGACAGGUAACGCGGAGCGUCGGCUUGCGAGGUCUCUUAGUGGGGACAAGAAGAAACCGGGGAACUCGGAGUUUUCGUCUCCUUUUUCCAGGGUGGCUGUGAAAGCGGGAGCCGCUGCAGGGGAGAGAAGACAGAAACGAAGAGAAGAAGAAUCUCCUGUCUCUCCGGCCUCUGAGUCUGCGAUUGCCACUGCGCCUGCCAGUUUCUUCUGGCCUCCCGCGUCUGAAGCAGAGGCGCCUCCAGCUGUCGAAGACCUCUUCUCGAUAGCACUCGAUUCUCCUUCUUGGGGACUUUCCUCGACUUCGCCGGCUCGCUGGGCGCCGCCUCACCUUGCAACGGGAAGCGCCUCUCGAUCUUCACCUUCGCAUGAUGCGGAGCAUAGUGGAGAGACUCCGGGGACCAGCACAGCUGCUGUUGAAGCGAGAGAAUUUACAGACGUGGAGGCAGAGGGAGGAAGAGCAGACGAUGCGGAAGCGUGGAAGAGAGAAGACGAAGGAAAAGCUGAAGAUGGUGGAAAAGCAGGGAAAGGUGGAGGCGAGAGUUCGAGCAGGAAGGAAAUCGGCGACACACAGCAAAAGGAGGAACAGGUGAAGGAAAUGCACUGGGAUGAGGCGAGAAGAGAGCAUGCUUGGGAGGCGCAGAGAUCCCGCGCUUUCUCUGAGAAGCCUUCAUCGCCUCCCUACACGAAUCCGUCUCCUUCUCUCUUCCUUCCGGCCGCUUCACCUAUCGACUCCUCAGGCUUGAAUCUCGAGGCAUCUUCUUUCUCGCCUGCCUCUUCUUCGCUGUUCUCUCCGUCCUUUGUCGGGAGUGAAUCUUUGUCUUCUCUUCCCGGUAGUUUCUCUUCUGCUUUCUGGGGUGAGGGAGGGCGCGAAGCGCCGACUCUCGUCGUUCUUGGAACUUUUGACGAGCACGUGGAAAGCGAAGAAGGGGAAGCGCAGGACGCAGAGGAGACAGAACGCCGUCGUCGAAGUGGAGAGGAGAGGGAGAAGCUGCGCCGAAGCAGAGGCCGGACAGACGCCGCACCUGCAGAGAGCAGCCGAGAGGGAAGGAAGCAGGGAAGAGAGAAACGAGAAGAGAGAGGAGAGCCACAAACAUCUGUCGGAGCAGGAGUGCUGCCGACGCUGGGCGGAGACGCCCCCGGGACAGACCGCAAGGGGGGGCCAGAGCGCCGCGACAGAGAGACGGCACUCACGGAGAAGAAGACACGCGAGACAGGAAGAAGAGACGGGGAAAAAAGAGGGAGACAAGACGGACGAGAAGGCCGCAGACCAAAAUGGGAGGACGAGCUCGACUCAAAAAACGAAGAGAAAAGGGGAAACAAAGAAGAGAGUGACGAAGGACGGAGAGAAGAAGGAAAGGGAGAAGAAGGACAGAGAGAAGAAGGACAGAGAGAAGAAGGAAAGAGAGAAGAAGGACAGAGAGAAGAAGGAAAGAGAGAAGAAGGACAGAGAGAAGAAGGACAGAGAGAAGAAGGACAGAGAGAAGAAGGAAAGAGAGAAGAAGGACAGAGAGGUGACGGAGAGAGAAAAGGAACAGGAGAGGGAGAAGAAACAGGGGAGAGAAAAGAAGAAGAAGAGCCAGAAGAGAAGGGAGAGGAGGAGACGGGCGAGAAGGAAGAACAGAGAAGGAAGCACGAGGCAGAAGGCCUGUUGCCGGGACAGGCGCAGAACCACGGCGAAGGCCAAGUUGUCAUCUGGGCAGGAGACAGAGAAAAUUCGUCUAGUCUAGCGAAGAACAGAGGAGAAGCGGAGGCUGCAAAUGCGCGCGAUGCGAGGGGACGAGACGAGGAGAACACGAGAGAUGAACAGGGAAAUGAACAGGGAAAUGAACAGAGAAAUGAACAGGGAAAUGAACAGCGAAAUGAACAGAGAAAUGAACAGGGAAAUGAACAGAGAAAUGAACAGGGAAAUGAACAGGGAAAUGAACAGGGAAAUGAACAGGAAAAUGAACAGGGAAAUGAACAGCGAAAGAGAGAAGAGCAAGGAGACGAAGAGAUCGCGGAAGGCCUGCCAAGGGGAGUGCUGCCUACCGACGGGGAAAGGAAGGUCGCAGAGAGGGCGACCAACAGACAAGGAGGUGGAGGAGACGAAGCAAGAGCAGAAAGAGAGACCGAAGAAGAACGCAAGAAAGUGGAGAAGAAGGACAAGGAGCGAGACGAGAACAAGGAUGAGAAGCAGGGUGAGAGAGCCGGGAGGAGCAACAGUCACGAGCAGAGGAAAGAUGCAGAGAAAGGGAAGAGCGAAGACGCAGAGGACGCGAUGGAGACGGAGAAACAUGCUCGCGAAAGCGAAGAGGAGACGGCAGAGGGAGGGAAGACCGAUGCGGAGAGAAACCGGAACGCAGCAGAUGAGACGAAUCAGAAGAAGAAAGGAGAUACGGAGAACACAGACAGAGCAGAAGACAUCAAGAAGAACGACGCAGAGAAUAGAAGCCAGGAGGAAAAAACAGAGGAAAAGCGUGACAUACCUGCGUCUAGAAAAGAACAAGAAGACACCGGAAAUGAAAGUGGAAAGAAAGCGUCGAGGAAGGAUGAAGCGGAUGGCGGGAAGAAGGAGUCCGAGGAAGAGAAGGAGAAAGGGGAUGCGAGCAAGAAGAAGAAGGAUCAGAAAGAGAACGAUGGACAGAAUGAAGAGGAUAAGAGCAAGGAGAGCGACGAAGACGGUUCGGAGAGUCGUGACGACAGCCAGCCGAGCCGUGAUAAGAAGACACCGGAGAAGAAGCGGGCCGAGGCGUCGACCGAAGCUGGAGAAGACGCAGACGCGUCGGUGGACUCAGAGUCCGAGAGGAAGAGAGGCGGUUCGCCUCGGCGACCUGCCUCGCAUGGUUCCGCAGAAAGAAGUGAAGACCAGACAGAGGAGGGUGAGUCUUCUCUCCGUCCCCGCCAUUCGCGGCCGCGAGCGUCGUCUGGGAGCAAGACGCCGAAAACAGCAGGAGAGACGAGAGCGACCCGCGGCAUGAAAGUUUCUCCCAAGUACGCCAUGGAAGCCAUAGAAGACGAAGAAGAUCUCUCAGUGCUUGCGUCGCUCAUGAAAGAAAAUCCACUUCUGCAAGGAGACACCCUGCUGAGGCACGUCGCCAUGACCAUCUUCGCCCCCGUCGACGCCGCCGUCCAGAGUCCAUAUCUCGACUUGGACCAACUGCGAGCCAUGAAAAAAACGAUCCCGAACGCAGAAGCUGUCGAAGAGGCGGUUGUGAUGAUGCAUGUCGUGGCGCCGCGCAUUGUCGAGCCGGAUAGAAUCACCGAGACGCCGCAGACGUUCGAAGCACGCAAUAAACAAAUCUUGACUCUCUAUCGAGUCCCCAGACACUCCACAACGACGAGCACUCUGGCCACAACGCAUGCAGUUCACACGCCAUCCGCAUCGUCGACCCCCUCGUCAGAAAAGCGAGAGAACAACGAUUCUUCUCCUGGAGCUUCAGAGGCAGACGGAGCGACGGGAAAAGCCGACAAGCACCGAGAACCUUCUUCGCCUCGGUCGCCUUCUUCCUCAUCCUCGCCUUCCUUGUCUUCUUCUCAGAAGAACUCGGAAGAAGGACGGAGAGCAGAGGACCGCAGGGGUUCGGACCCAGGAGAGAGGGAAGCACAGAGAGAAGCAGAGAGGAAUACGCCUUCUUCCUCCCUUUCUUCUUUUUCGUUGCAUGCGUCUUCCACCAGGCGUCUUGCAGAGCGUGAGGAGUCACUCGACUCGUUCCCGUUCUCCUUCUCUCCGUUUCCUCUUGUCGAGAACGCCGGAGACUCGGAGGAGUUUUUCUCUCCCUUCGUUCCCCCCCGGCCUCUGUCCGACGCUCCUGCCUAUGUAAACUACGGUCCGGGAGGCAGCUUCCACUCUGUGAAGACCGAGGGGGAACGAUUAGGCGACGCUUCAACUGCGUCGUUUCUUCCUCUUGACAAUCCGUCUCUGUUUCCUUCCUUCUCUGCAGACUCCUCCUUUUCCUCUCCUGUCGCGCAACAGUCGCUCCUUUCUGCUCCUCCCUCUUUUCCUUCGUCACCCUUUUCUCCGUCUUCUUCCUCUGCUUUUUCGCCGUCUUCUUCCCCUUCUAUUUCGCCGAUUUCUCCAAACCGUUGGGAUACUCCCCACUUCUCGGGGGCCUUCUUUGCUUCCUCGCCGUCCCCUGCCGGUGGAGACGACGACCGCCACCGAGAGCAGGGCGAUACAGGAGAUGCAGCUCUCAAUGCGCCUUCGACGUCCUAUCUUCUGUCUUCUCCUUCGCAUUCGUCGUCUUAUUCUUCCUCUGUUGCUUCUUCUCUCCAUCAUUCUCCUCACUCACUUUUUCUUCAUUCUUCUUCCUCGUACUCUCCUUCUCCCCACUUUUCUUCCCCUCCCUCUUCUCCCUCUUCUCCCUCUGUCUCUCGUCCUUCUUCUCCUCACCAGUCCUCUUCGUCCUCUUCUUCCUCUUCUUCUCCGGAGCUGGAGGAGACAGGCGAAGCGCAGGGGACAGGCAUUGAGGACUUGCGGGUCAUGGCACACGGCCGCAUAGCGCGCGUCGUGGGGCUUGUGAAGGCCAAGCGAGGCUACAUCUACAAGAUCGACCGAUUUCUCGCACCGCGCUGGAAUCCUGGUCCAAACAUUGUCGACUUCAUUCGCACCCGAGACAGAUUCUCCAAGAGCAACUACUUCCUCGCCGCCACCCCACCAGAACUGGUUGAAGAGAUUAAAAUGGUGGGUCCUGUCACGUUAUUUAUGGUGCCAGACUCUGGGUGGAUUUUUCCGAACGGCCAGACUGUGCCCUACUGCGUCUUCAACAGUCUUGCGCAGCCGUCGAAUCAGGCCUACGUCCAGGCAAUCAUUUCUUGGUUUGCGGUCCCUGGCAUCUGGAAUCGAACGAUGAUUCAACGCUCUGAUUGGCUACCUGUCGUGGGGAGUCCUCCCAAACUCGCUGUUUCCCAUGUCAACAAACUAGGCGCCGUCGUUCGCCCCACAAUGUGCUCUCCACGAAAGGCUUCUUCUCCUUCUUCGCCUUCUUCGCCUUCUUCUCCUCCUUCUGUUUCUUCUGUUUCUUCUUCCCCCCUCUCUUCUUCGUCUGGCGUUCAGAAGACACCCGAAGAGCUGGAGCGUGCCGCGGCUUUGCAGGCCUUCGGAGCGGCGCGUGAGGCGGAGGCCGCGCGGGAGAAGAAGAGCACGACGAACAUGGAAGGCCUUUCGCGGCGAGAAGAAGGACCGAGGAGGAACUCUGGGGGCGCUGCUGCAGGUCGGGGCAGGGCGCGAGGCGCAAGGGGGACGCCUCGGUCAGGAGGCGUCGAAAACGAGGACUCGGAAAGCGAAGAGAAAAACAAGACAGCAGCCACUCCCGAAGAAGGCGACGCAAGCAGGCAGAGCGAUUCGAAAAAAAACGAAAGAUCAACUUCUUCGACGUCAACGUCCACAAGGAGAACUAGACAUCAGACAUCGCGGCCGCGUCGCCCUGCAACUACCGCCGUUCUUUCGUCUUCUUCUCCUUCAUCUCCUUCUUCUUCUCCUUCACCUUCUUCUUCUCGUUCGUCUUCUUCUCGAUCUUCUUCUUCGACUCCUUCUCCUUCUCGUUCGACUUCUUCUCGAUCUUCUUCUUCGUCUCCUUCUCCUUCUCGUUCGACUUCUUCUCGAUCUUCUUCUUCGUCUCCUUCUCCGUCUUCUCCUUCUCGUGAGUCUUCACCUUCUUCUCCUGCGCCUUCUCGUCAUUUGUUGUCUGAACCUUCUUCGCCUUCGUGGUGGGAAGGCCUGUGGUCGGCAGUGAGGCGCUUGGCGUCGAUCAACUGUGGCGCCUUUUCGAGUGAAGGAACUUCCUUUCUGGAGAGGCUUUUCUCGACCCGUGGUGCUGCAGGAGAGAGGAAGGGAGACGAGCUCUUGGGAGAAGAGCUGGAGAGAGAAACGAAUCGCAGGGGACAUCUGGAGGAAGAGGAAGAAGAUGGCGAGAAAGGAGACAGACAUCUCGCUUUUGCGUGGAGAGAGGAAGACCUGCUGUCUGGAGAAGAGCCUACAAGAAGGAAACUGAGUGGGGUAAUCGACUUGACAGACGGCGGUGUCCUGCAAGGCCAUACAGAGGAGAGCAUGGACGGCAAUGAGCAGGAAGGCGCUUCUCCACGAAGCGGCUUCUUGCCAGAGUCGGUCGUGUCACCGUUUUCUGUAUCCUCUUCUGCAGUUCUUGUGUCUCCCUCUCUUUCCUCUUCUUCACAUGCGUCUCCGGCUGUUUCUCCCUCGACUGCGUCUUCGGCGGUCGCCACCGAACCGCCAGGAUCUUUCUCCGCUCCCGUGUACUCGCAACCUCACUUCUCCUUUUCUGCUUCUUCGUCUGUCUCUUCCUCUGAUUCCUUUUCGUCUCCCGCUUUCUCUUCUUCUCCUGCUGCCGCCCGCGAUACCUGCGAGGGCGGAGAGGACAGAGAGGCUUGCCUGCUUGUCGUUGGGAGGCAAAGAGGUGGGUUCCUCCCCGUGAAAAGAGAAGCCUUUCUCGACAGUAGUAGCCAGAUCGAAAACCAUGCGAGGGAAGGCGGAGCAGCCGCAAAGAAAAGAACGGAGGAAGAGAAGAAAGGCGGAGAGAGGGGAGACAAAAGCGAGGAACGAAACCGCGAGAAAGAGACAGACAGUGUACGCCAGGAAGAGGGACGGCAUCCUAGAGAAAAAAGUAGCAGAGAGGACAAGGAACAAGACGAGCACCGCGAACAAACGCAGGAAGCGAAAGGACAGGAGAACCAACAGACGGAUGACAAGGAGACAGGCGAGAAGAAGAGAGAAAAGGAGAACAGGGAUGAGAAAGAAAAGAAGAAUGAGAAAGAGAGGGAGGACGAGAAGGAGACCAAAGACGAGAAGGAGAAGAAUGAUGAGAAGGAGAAGAAAGACGAGAAGGAGAAGAAGGAUGAGAAGGAGAAGAAGGAUGAGAAGGAGAAGAAGGAUGAGAAGGAGAAGAAGGACGAGAAGGGAAAGAAGGAUGAGAAGGAGAAGAAGGACGAGAAGGGAAAGAAGGAAGAGAAGGAGAAGAAUGAUGAGAAGGAGAAGAAGGACGAGAAGGAGAACAAAGAUGAGAAGGAGAACAAAGAUGAGGAGAAGAAGGACGAUGAGAAGGAGAAGCAAGAUGUAAAGGAGAAGAAGGACGAGAAGGAGAAGAAAGAUGAGAAGGAGAAGAAAGACGAGAAGGAGAAGAAAGACGAGAAGGGAAAGAAGGAAGAGAAGGAGAAGAAGGACGAGAAGGAGAAGAAGGACGAGAAGGAGAAGAAAGAUGAGAAGGAGAACAAAGAUGAGGAGAAGAAGGACGAUGAGAAGGAGAAGCAAGAUGUAAAGGAGAAGAAGGACGAGAAGGAGAAGAAAGAUGAGAAGGAGAAGAAAGACGAGAAGGAGAAGAAAGACGAGAAGGAGAAGAAAGACGAGAAGGAGAAGGAAGACGAGAAGGAGAAGAAAGAUGAGAAGGAGAAGAAAGACGAGAAGGGGAAGAAAGAUGAGGAGAAGAAGGACGAGAAGGAGAAGGAUGAGAAGGAGAAGAAGGACGAGAAGGAGAAGGAUGAGAAGGAGAAGAAGGACGAGAAGGAGAAGAAAGACGAGAAGGAGAAGAAAGAUGAGAAGGAGAAGAAGGAUGAGAAGGAAGAGAAGGAAAGAAGUGAAGCUGAUUCUUCAUCUGGACACUUACGAAAGGAGGCAGAAACCGAGACACUGGACUGUGUCGAGCCCGAGGAUUUCUACACCUUUAUUGAGGGAAGAGAAGUUAUUGAAUGGGACAUUCCGAUCUUCAACGGCCUGGUCCACGUCUUGGCCGAGUCUGUGCUGCGUCCGGACAUUAAAAUGAUGGCGACUCAGCUCGCACUCUGGCAAUGCACGCACCAGUUCUGCUUCGACUGCCCCCGGCUGGGAGGAUUCUUUCUCCACUACAUCGACACUAAAGGACUUCUCGCAGGUCCUGCCCCAUUCGACUUUGAAGCUCCUCCCUCUGUCCGUCCUGAAUGGGUCUGUAGAGGCGCCAAGGGAUACUUCCCUCCAGGGUGGACAAAAGGCGCAUGGAAAACCUUCGUGGAUGCCGCCGCCUCGCAGCCGCCGCCGGGGUCGCCGAGAGCCGCGGCGGCCGCGAGAGCCGUCGAGCGCCUGGCGAACGAAGGCGCGAAGAAGGCUGCAGAAAACAGGCGGAAGAUCGAAGAAAGAUACGCGGAAAUAAGGCGACAAUCCUUAGAGGCUUACUCGCGGUACAAUGCACUGGAAGCAGUCGAGGAGAAGAAGUACCUGCCUGGAUUCCAUAAGAUGAAAAAGAGCUACUCAGACAAGCAUCUGCAGUGCCAUGGCGAGGAGUUGAGCAGCGUCAUUGCAGAGCACUUCACAGAGAAAGACCUGAAAUUCGUUCUGCCCUGGAAGUAGCAGAGAAGCCAGAGGGCGACGAGAACUCCCGUGAAAAGAAACGAGACACCACCCCCCCAGAGCAGUGAGAGGGAGAGAAGGCAAAGCGUGCGAGAGACAGAAAGAGAAAGAGAGAGAGAGAAAGAGAAGACGAAAAAGAGAACAACGGAGGAGCGAGAAGAGAAGAAUACGAUGGAACACAGUAAAAGAGAAGGAGAGAGAAGAUGAGAAGAAACAAAACGUACGAGAGGAGGGAAGAGUGCAGCGAACCGUGCAAGCGCCUCGAGAGGGAACACAGCAAAUGCCGAGAUCCAAACAUCCUCAACUCCCAAAGAAAGUCGAACCGAGCUUCUCUCAGCGAGAGAGAACGCGAGCUUCACAUUUGCGCAUUCCCUGUCUGAGGACGCCUACACGAGCUCCGACGAUAGCACGCUUGAAAUGUACAUCAGCAACUAUAAAUAGCCAUAGAUAGCCACUAAAUACAUCUUGAAACAUUCAAUGAAAAGUCAAGGCAAAAACGCAGCCGGAUUUCCCUGCGUUCUCACUUCAUUACCAGUGGUGAACGCGAAGAUGUAAAGCGUAUGCCCCUUUUCUCUAUCAAAAUCGCAAUGGUUUUUCUGAUCUGUCAACUCGCUCGUCAAAAAGACGCAGCUCUUUUUCUGAGUCCCUCCGAGACACCAAAGUGGAAAUGUGCGGCGCUACAGUGUGUGGCGUAGCGGUGAACAGAGGGGAGACUCUCGCUGUUCAAGAAGCCUCUGGUGUAUUAACUUCCUUGCUUCUUGUCCUUUGAGAUAUCAUACCACUGGCGAGCAGGGAACCGUGUUUCAGGGAACGGGGAUUCUUUUUGUCUCCUGUCUUCCUGUCCUUCCUUUUCCACUCAUUGCUGUGUUCUUUGGAAGAGAAAAAAACUCGUACCGGCGUCUCCCUCUUGCUGUUUCUCUGGGAGGACAGAGGAGCAUUUCUCUGCAUUCGUCAAAGCGUGAGCGUUGGAGGUUUUCGGCCCUCCUUUGUAAUGUCUCUCUCUCUCUCUGUUCCUGCAUGUCGGCCUCGCGUUCUUCUCUUCCUCGCUUCCUGUGUCUUUCUUUCCGAUUUC
Molecule: messenger RNA, 10271 nt
Organism: Toxoplasma gondii ME49
Lineage: Eukaryota; Apicomplexa; Conoidasida; Eucoccidiorida; Sarcocystidae
Exons: 6
Coding region: 413-9199 (2928 amino acids)
Source: RefSeq, a predicted model, not a curated record